Messenger RNA from Closterium sp. NIES-65, 2018 nucleotides. Lineage: Eukaryota; Viridiplantae; Streptophyta; Zygnematophyceae; Desmidiales; Closteriaceae. The record is from the annotation of a GenBank genome assembly.
GAGCAAAGCAGGCGAGGGAGGUGGUGGAGGGGGUGGAGCUGCAUCUACUGCCGGCCAUGAACCCCGAUGGCUUCACGCUGCACACCAGGGAGAACGCCAACCGAGUCGACCUCAACCGCGCCUUCCCUGACCAUUGGUUCGCGGAGAUGAAUGCGGAGGAGGCGGGGCGGCAGGCGGAGGUGCGCGCCGUGAUGCGGUGGACACAGCGCCACCACUUCAGCGCCUCUGCUAGCCUGCACGGGGGAGCACUGGUGGCGAGCUAUGCAUGGGACGGCACUAAGGACAAAGGGUACCGCCCUUGCCCACCCCAACCAUGUGCUGCCAUGCAUCGCCCUAAACCCAUCUCUCCACUUCUCAUCUUCAUCCCACAAACCCAUCUCUCCACUUCUCAUCUUCAUCCCAUAAACCCAUCUCUCCACUUCUCAUCUUCAUCCCAUAAACCCAUCUCUCCACUUCUCAUCUUCAUCCCACAAACCCAUCUCUCCACUUCUCAUCUUCAUCCCAUAAACCCAUCUCUCCCAUUCCAACUCCCCCAUCCUCUUCCCUCACCCCCAACAACCCCCUCCCGCCAAACCCCCUCGCCCCCGUGCCACCAGAGCAGCACGCACUACGCUGCAUCGCCAGACGACGCCACAUUCCGUCUGAUGGCCACCACCUACGCCACCGCCCACCCCUCCAUGGCGCUCUCGCGUGACUUCCCCGGCGGCAUCACCAACGGCGCCUCCUGGUGGGCAGCAGAGAGGGGGGAGAAGAGGGUUGGUGUGGUAGGGGGAGGGUGGGUGGGGAUGGGGGGCCUCCUCCAUGCCUCGCCCAUGCCCACCCACACCUACCCCAUGCCUCCCUCCCCUAUGCCUCCCCCAUCCCUCCGCCAUGCCUCCUCCAUGCCUCCCCAAUGCCUCCCCCAUGCCUCCCCAAUGCCUCCCCCAUGCCUCCCCCAUGCUCCGCCAUGUCCCGACCAUGCGGCCAUGUGUACGCACCCGCCCAUGCUCACAGGCCCUUCCUCGUACGCCCUCGCUCUUCCUCGUAUACCCUCGCUCUUCCUCGCAUGCCCUUGCCCUUCCUCGUACGCCCUCGCCCUUCCUCGUACGCCCUCGCCCUUCCUCGUAUGCCCUCGCCCUUCCUUGUACGCCCUCGCCCUUCCUCGUACGCCCUCGCCCUUCCUCGUACGCCCUCGCCCUUCCUCAUAUGCCCUCGCCCUUCCUCGUACGCCCUCGCCCUUCCUCGUACGCCCUCGCCCUUCCCCGUACGCCCCUUACCGCCUCCACCCUCUUGCCGCUGCUCUUCUGCCUCAGCUGUGGGAGGAGCACCGACCGGCCCUGCUCGCCCUCCUCACCACCACUGCCAAGGUGAUGGCAUCAAAGCGCUUUGGGGACUUUUACCGCCUGCUGCCGCCAGGGAACUACACAGGGCACGUCGCUGCAUGCCUCCCUCUUGUCUCUAACUCCCACUCCCCUGCCGCUGCCCGUCCCCCCUUGCUUCCACGUGCCCCCCUCUACGUGCCAGUGACCAUAUCACACGCGGGGCACGUCAACCACACCACCAACGUCACAGUGCUCGCAGGCCGCCCCACGCUGCUACACGUCCUGCUCCGCACCUCCUCCCCCCCCUCCCUCCACGCCCCCUCCAUCUUUCAAACCCGCUCCUUGCCCCCACCGCCCCCCCACCCCUCGGGGCUCGCCGCCUGGCUACCCUGGCACUGGGGCAGCAAGAGAGGAGACGCCACGGAAAAGCAGGGAGUGAGGAAGGGGGGAGGGCAGGGAGGCAGGGCAGGGGGGGCAGAUGAUCCGUCUCUGGUGCUGCCUUCACGGCAGCAGGCAGCAGCAGCGGCGGCAGCAGGGGGGGUGUUGAGUAGUGAUGAGGUGAUGUGGGCGGUGGGCAUGGGAAGCAGUGCAGCGCUGGCGGCAGCAGUGGUGGCGGUGGUGCUGCUGGGCGGGCUGCUCAUGAUGGUGGGCCACCGCCGCCGCCGCUUUCUCUUCUCCCACCGGGGGCUGCCUCUACGCUCGCUGCCGAAAGUGUGA